ACUCCACACUCCACAGGCAUUUAAAGAGUUUUUGAAGGUUUUUGUAUUGUUAUCAUUUUGUACAUAUAUAAUUUUACUCGGAAUAUCAUAUAAAUAAUUAUUCUUACUAAAUUAUAAAUUGAAUUAUAAAUUAUCGUUGGUAACCUGUGAAUAAGAUAUAUCAAUUUAUAUCAAACAAGAUAUUAUUUACGCCUUUCAAAUGGCGUCACUCUGUAAUCUUGUGACACGAGGAUUAAUUUAUAAUCCCUUUAAAGGGCUAGAAAGAUUAACGGUAAUUUAUUCAGCAAAAAAUUAUAGUGUAUUUCCAAAGAGUAUGAGAAGUCCUGUUUUUAAAGAAGAUGAGCAAUUAGAACUUGAAGAAGAUAAACAAUUACAAAAAUUGUCCCUUCAGCAUAUAUUACCUGCCUUUUCUAAUCAUACGUGUUCAGAAUUUCAUGAUCCUUUAACGCGAAAAUUUACAAAUUUUAUUAUGAGAAAAGGAAAAAAAGUUGUAGCAGAUAAUGAAUUAAGAAAAUGUUUUACAUCUAUGAAAAGAAUACAGAUUGAGCGUUUUCACAAAGCAGAGACCCAAGAAGAAAAAGAUGAAAUUGAACUCGAUCCGAUAACCAUUUUGCAUAAAGCAGUAGAAAACGCUUCACCGGCUCUAGAAACAGUAAAACUAAGAAGGGGAGGAGUUAAAUACGACGUUCCUCACCCAUUGUCUGCAAAGCGAUCGGAAUUUUUGGCAAUGAAUUGGUUGAUACAAGCUGCUCAAGUGAAAGAACGUACAGUACACUUUUACGACUGUUUAGCCAGAGAGUUAAUUAACGCUUCCAAUAAUACAGGAAGUGUUGUAAAGAGAAAAUUGGAGUUACACAAACAUUGUGAGGCUAAUCGAGCGUAUGCUCAUUUCAGGUGGAAUUAAACAUAAUUGUUGGUAAUGAUUAGAAACUAAUAGUACUUUAAAUUUGUAAAUAAAUGAUUUUGUUAAAAAUCAAAAUGAAA
Leptopilina heterotoma is the source of this 984-nucleotide messenger RNA. It is a transcript of the gene mRpS7, whose product is annotated as 28S ribosomal protein S7, mitochondrial. Gene Ontology annotation, biological process: translation; ribosomal small subunit assembly. NCBI's taxonomy places the organism in Eukaryota, Metazoa, Arthropoda, Insecta, Hymenoptera, Figitidae. Bases 200 to 904 code for a protein of 234 amino acids. The transcript has 5 exons. Gene Ontology annotation, molecular function: rRNA binding; structural constituent of ribosome; mRNA binding. The record is from RefSeq and is a predicted model, not a curated record. Gene Ontology annotation, cellular component: ribosome.